AUAAACUACAAUGUAAGAUCAUGAUUCCAGCUUUCAAGCUUCUGACCGUAUUUAUAAAACAGAUAUCAAAACCAUUGGCGUCAUACCUUAAAAAACGAGCCAGCAAAAAUGAAAGAUUCCGCAAGCUGUGUGUAACAAUCGGUAACCGUAGCUACGCCUUCGACAGAUAUGUAACUCGUCGAUUCUAUAAUCCUGAACAAGGAGAACCGGACACAACUCCAUGGAUAUCUCCAGAAAAGUCAGUUGUAAUUGGGACGGAGUUAUUCGGAGAAAUUAUUGUCUUUGGAGUCGCCACAUUGCUUGUCCUUUCCGAGUAUGCACGAGGUAUCCGUAAAGAGUCUAAGAAGGAAGCUAAGCUGCAAGAAAGACUAGGUACUUUAGAAGCACAGCAGUCCAGAAUCGAAUUUCUAAUAAAAGAUGAAGUGGAGCGUCAGUUGGAAAGCAAGUGGAGCGAAUUCAAGACAACUGGAAACAAGGUCUCAUGAAGUUAGUAACUUUUUCAGAUGUUCU
This is a messenger RNA of Babesia bovis T2Bo, 510 nucleotides long. RefSeq lists its product as uncharacterized. The transcript has a single exon. Gene Ontology annotation, cellular component: mitochondrion. Gene Ontology annotation, biological process: regulation of lipid metabolic process. NCBI's taxonomy places the organism in Eukaryota, Apicomplexa, Aconoidasida, Piroplasmida, Babesiidae. Bases 21 to 485 code for a protein of 154 amino acids. The record is from RefSeq and is a predicted model, not a curated record.